AUGUCUUUCCCACAGCGCAAGAUCGGAGAUGACCUCGUGUCAGCCAUGGGGCUUGGCUGUAUGGGCAUGAGCUACAGCUACACCUCAUUCGGCGGGAUGGACGACGAAGAGUCGUUGCGGGUGCUUACGCGGGCUGCCGACAUGGGAUUGAACAUGUGGGACACGGCCGACAUCUACGGCAAUGGAAAGAAUGAGGAGCUGCUCGGACGCUGGUUCAAGGAGACCGGCCGCCGCAAGGAAAUCUUCUUGUGCACCAAGUUUGGGCACGUGGUGAAGGAUGGUGUGCUAGAGGUGAAAGGAGACAAGGAGCAUGUCCUCAAGUCAUGCGAGGCGAGCUUGCAGCGGCUUGGAGUCGACUACAUCGACCUGUAUUAUCAGCAUCGUGUGGAUGAUAAGGUGCCCAUCGAGGAGACGGUGGCAGCCAUGAGUGAGCUGAAGAAGGCUGGAAAGAUCCGCUACCUUGGUCUGUCGGAGUGUUCCUCCAAGUCGCUGCGCCGCGCACACAAGGUGCAUCCUAUCACGGCUGUGCAGAUGGAGUUCUCGCCUUUCGCGCUCGAGAUCGAGAGCGAUCAGACCGGCUUUUUGAAGACUGCCCGGGAGCUUGGUGUCAAGGUUGUAGCGUAUUCGCCUCUGGGGCGCGGUUUUCUGACAGGCUCCAUUCGCAGCCGAGCGGAUCUGGAUCCCACGGAUAACCGGCUGAAUCACCCACGAUUCUCGGAGGAAAACUUCCCCGCCAACCUGAAGCUUACUGACACGCUGGCCACGAUGGCGAAAGAAAAGGGCGUGACAGCAGGACAGCUGGUUAUCGCGUGGGUGCUGGCUCAGGGUGAAGACUUUUUCCCAAUCCCGGGUACGAAGCGAGUGAAGUACUUGGAGGAGAACGCCAAGGCUGCUACGAUCCAGCUUUCAAAAGAAGAAGAGCAGGCAAUCCGAGCAGCGGUUGAGAGUGUAGGUGGGAGCAAGGGAGCUCGUUAUCCCGCAGCCAUGAUGGCGAAGUUGUUUGGUGACUCUCCGGAGUUGCCAGCUUAG
Clonostachys rhizophaga is the source of this 1029-nucleotide messenger RNA. The record is from the annotation of a GenBank genome assembly. Lineage: Eukaryota; Fungi; Ascomycota; Sordariomycetes; Hypocreales; Bionectriaceae.